Messenger RNA from Anopheles merus, 491 nucleotides. RefSeq lists its product as uncharacterized. Bases 87 to 491 code for a protein of 134 amino acids. The record is from RefSeq and is a predicted model, not a curated record. The transcript has 3 exons. Lineage: Eukaryota; Metazoa; Arthropoda; Insecta; Diptera; Culicidae.
UGGAAAUCAAUAUUUCAAUAGAUGGCAUACCGUUACAUAAAAGCGGCCGCACAUCUUUUUGGCCUAUACUGGCCAGUAUCCAUAAGAUGCCAAGCGUCAAACCGAUGACUGUGGCUAUAUUUUGUGGAUCGAAAAAACCAGAUUCGCUCGAGCAGUACCUUCGGCCAUUAGUAGAUAAAUUGAAUAAUGUUAUUGAUAAAGGUAUUGCAGUGGGCAAUAAUGACACAACGGUCAAAAUAAAAGUACGUGCCAUCAUUGCUGAUUCACCGGCACGAUCAUUCAUUAAAGGCGUUAUAGCACACAAUGGCAAACAUGGGUGUCUUAAAUGCACUGUUGUUGGUUAUCACCAUCCUAUAUCACGGACUAUGUGCUUCCCGGAUACCAAAGCUCCUCUAAGAAAUGAUUUGGAUUUCCACAAUGGGAGACUGCUGAUACAUUUCUUCAACAAUUUGUUACCGACUAUGCCCAGAUUUACGGAGAGGGUUACGUGA